Molecule: messenger RNA, 2413 nt
Organism: Phaedon cochleariae (mustard beetle)
Lineage: Eukaryota; Metazoa; Arthropoda; Insecta; Coleoptera; Chrysomelidae
Source: the annotation of a GenBank genome assembly
UUAUGGCAUAUUAUGCCAUUUAUUUAAAGAUCUGGUGAUUGAUGAAAAGAAAACAGAAUUCAAUUUAUUAAGUAAUCCUGUUACUGUUACUAAAAUACGUGAAUGAUUGUUUCAUAGUUUGAUAACUGUGUUUUCUUGACCAUUGCUCAUUAGUUUUUCACAAAAAGUAACCAUAGAUUACAUUAUUUAUUAAAUAAUUAUCCAACCCUGCUACUACAAUAACUGUAAACAAAGGAAAUUGAAUGAAACUGCUGCUUCUAUGACAAGCUUUCAUAUUUUUAUGAUUGACAUGUUCUGGAGGAACAUUUUCUGAAUGUGCACCUGGUUCCUAUGAUAGUUAUACCCCUUGACUGGAUCCCUGGACUUGAACUUUAAGAGCAGAUAAGUACUAUUCCAAUAUGACUACUUCUUAUAAUAGGAGAGAAUACAGAAGACAACCAUCCAGCAACUUCACUCAUGUCAGCCCCUGUGUUAAAUAUCUGAUAUUCAUCCUGAAUUUCAUCUUUUGGUUAUUUGGGGGUCUUCUGAUUGGUAUUGGCUUGUAUGCCUUUGUAGACAAAUGGCAAUUGACUGGCUGGGUGAAGCUUGAGAAUGUAUAUGAUGUGAUAUUGAACAUCUCUUUGGUGAUGGUGAUAAUGGGUGGUGUUGUUUUCAUUGUCAGUUUUGCUGGAUGUGUGGGAGCCCUGAGAGAAAACACCUGCUUACUUAAAUUUUAUUCCCUUUGUCUUUUGAUAUUCUUUUUAUUGGAAAUGGGAAUUGCUAUAGUUGGAUUUGUCUUUCCCCACUCAAUGCAGUCUGUUCUAGAAGAAAACUUCACAGACAAAAUCAUACACACUUACAGGGAUGAUCCUGAUUUACAAAAUUUCAUUGACUUUGCACAACAAGAGUUUCGUUGCUGUGGGCUCAGUUCAGAAGGUUAUAUGGAUUGGUCAAAGAAUGAAUACUUCAACUGCACUUCUCCAAGUGUGGAACACUGUGGAGUUCCCUUUUCUUGUUGCAUUAAUCCCACAGACCUCAGUUCUCCACUAGUGAAUAUAAUGUGUGGCUAUGGAGUUCAAACCCUAUCAGUUGCCGAGGCCAGUAAGAAAGUUUGGACGUCAGGCUGCAUAGAAAUCGUGCGUUCUUGGGCAGAAAGGAAUCUCUACACAAUUGCAGGAAUAGCACUAGGAGUGGCUCUCUCUCAAUUAUUCGUGAUUUAUCUUGCCAAAACUCUGGAAGGCCAGAUAGACUUGCAGAAAUCUAGUUUCAAUGAAGGAUUAGAAAGGUGGAUCCAUCAUGAUAGGUGGUUUGAUUAGGAGUAGUAAAAAAUAUAUUCAUCAGCAAAUUGAAUGCCAAAGGAAUGUUUAAACAAACCAUAUACAUUUAAUUAGUUUCAUAAACCAAAUAAUAUGUGAUAUAAAUAAAUUAAAUAUUUUGUAUUGAAAGAGCAAUAGUUAUUUGUUUUAUUAGGCAGAAAACCACAAUGCAGAAGCUAUGAAACGCCAGCCAAGGCAUUGGAUCUUCUUUUCUGCGAUGUGAAACAUAUUUUUUCUCCAAAUUCAUUUUAAUUUCACGCAAAUUCCAAAUUCUCCAUCAUUUUGUGUUCACCCAAAGGCAUUGUCAACAUUGAUUAUCAAUCAAUUUGUUUAGAAUAAUUAUUUGGAGCGUUGCAUAGCAAAAAAAUGUCUGCCUAGGCAGUAAAAGCACCUUUUUGCCUGUUUAAGUGUCCUUAAAAAGCCACUUUCAAUGUAAUUUGGAGAAAAACAUCUUGACUAAUAAUCAUCAAACUGACAUGAAAAUAAAUCAAAUGACGUUUAUAGGUCGCGUGCACGAUGACCGACCCUGGAGGCAAAAUAUUGAAACACAACCUCGCUCUUCUGUGAAUUAUUGAAACACAACCUCACUUUUUAGAGGAAUCAAAAGGUUGAAAUAGUUUUUCACAAUAUUUUGGCAUACGAAUCGUGUUUCUUGCAUUAUUCAUUAAUUCAAGCACAAUGCACAAAAAAUACAGCAAGAGACUAGGGAAUAUGAUUUUUCAGGUAAAUAGUAAUCUCACAUAGUUAUCAUUAUGAAAUGUUGUCAUUCCUUAUGAAGAUUCCUUCUGCCACUUCUGCAAUACAAGCUAACACUGCUAAUACAUUGAAAAUGUCUACAACACACACGAUCGUCAGCAUGUCAGACCAGUUCUCCCGAUUGAUUGCAUGAAUCCAAUCUUCUUGCAUUAUUCUAGAAAUUUCAGGUAUAUUUCUGUUAGCUCCUAUUGCAGAAGGAAUUCCGAUGAGAAAUCAGAGAAAUAACCAAAUUUCAAAAAUGAAAACUAUAUGUGUGACUAUAGUAGGUACUUACUUUUGAAUCAUAAUGUACCAUCCGGAUUCCUUCAUCUUCCGCUGCAGUUUUUGUGCAUUUUACAACAGCACAAUGUGAUGGCAUGAGU